This is a messenger RNA of Stylophora pistillata, 1727 nucleotides long. Its product is annotated as cystatin-like. Gene Ontology annotation, molecular function: cysteine-type endopeptidase inhibitor activity. Lineage: Eukaryota; Metazoa; Cnidaria; Anthozoa; Scleractinia; Pocilloporidae. The record is from RefSeq and is a predicted model, not a curated record.
AAUUAUUUCGUUACUCCCACCGACGCAGCCCCAAGCAGUUUCUUUGGAAACAGUCAGCCCUUAAUCCAAGUCAAUAGUUUUGGGAAUCACGUGACCUUUUGCGUAGCUAGGGCUGGUUUCUUGUCUUUGUUUCAAUUUGAAAAUUCCAACUGUUCUUAGCGAAAGUCUUGCAAGGAAAACCAGUUGCUUUACAGUUUAAGUCCUUAGGGCUAGUUGUUCGAAGGGCUGUUGGCGCUAAUUAGAACUACAGGUUGGAUUGGGUUUUGAUCCACCUUGUAUAGAAGUAUCUGUCAUAGCUGAGAAAUGAAGGAAACGAAGUAAGCAACUAGAUGUGUUUCCAAAUCUCAAACCCUAAGUAACUCAGGGUUUGCUAAAUCAUGUUUGAAUAACCCGGCCCGAGAGAGACAACCUGUCGUUUCCGAGGCAGACUGAUUCCUAAGUCACAGGUAACAGUGUUUGGGUCAAAUUAAAUUUUUGAAAAUUCCUGGUUGAAAUUUGUUACGAAUAGUGCAUUUGAAGGAUAUUAAGAAUAGUUGUAGGCGAAGCUUUUACCAUGGAGUGGAACUGGUCAGGCUACAUAUUUUUUAGAGUUUUCUGCUGGAAGUAUUGAAUUCUGCACUUCUCUGUUGAUACCAGACAAUAGAGGUGGAACAUUUAUGUGUUUAACAUGUAUGCACCUGCUCUCCUGUUGCUCUCCAUCAAUCUAGUCAUAUCAAGAGUGAAACUUCACUGCUCUGAUCAGGUUAUAAAUUAUGAAUUUUCGAACGAGUUUAACGCCUCAAGAUGGCUGUGUUUGAAAAAAAUGUUGUCCUCGUUGUUAGCUUUAUUUUUGCGGCUUUACGCUUAGUACAGCUUGCCACAAUACCUGGUGCCAUGAUAAACAUUGAGCAGGAUAAGUUAUCGUCACACACAGAACUUUUAGAGGGUCUGAAACAGGCUGUGCGACUGGAGAACGCGCGAAAUCCUAAACCACCUUUCAAGUACGUUUAUCUACCGUACACACUCGACGCGGCCAGUCAGAUCGUUCAGGGAACAAUGUACCGUGCGAAUGUGAAGCUUGCGCCAUCGAAAUGUCCAAACAAUUUGAAUGAAACCAGGGAAGGUAUAGAGGCGUGUGGAGUUGAUUUUCUGAAACCGGAUAUUCUAAAGCAAGAAAAAUACUGUAUGUUCGAAAUAUGGUCGCGUCCCUGGCUUGCGGGAAAGGAACGCUUACUGAUUCAGAAAGCGGAGUGUAAAUCAACCGCAGCAACGGGACUACCCCAGCCGUGUCGCUUUCAUGUGACAAUGAAAUUUACGUUCAAUCCGUUGUGUAACUUACAGCCGAAAGGUUGAUCAACGAAUCUGUGACAUGAUGAGCUUAGCUGCAGAUUUUGAAACGCGAAACUAAUAACAGACAGUCAAGUUUAAUCUCAAAAACUGUUUCGCGGAAUCUAGUGUCCUCUAAUUUGUAGUCUGGAGAACGGAACGCUAACCUUGUGAACCCAAGUAUCAGUAUGUUUUAUCUUCACGCUGCUCUCUCUCUAUACUUGUCCUAUGGUACGGAUAAGGAGACUUUGUUUAAUAAUUAAGACCUUGACUUGGCGAUCAUUUGUUUUAUUCUCGUGGCUUUAAUGUUUGAUUUAGAGGUAACUCUGUAAGGAGAGAAAUCACAUGCUUAAACACGAAGGCGCGCUAUAUAAGGAAGUCUUCCCUGGGAAAACCUAGGCUCAUUUGUCACUCACCGUUGA